GUUUUAAACAACAUUUAUGUCAGUUAUUCGUGUAACGCGGCUGGUUUAACAUCGCAACGUAUUUGCAUAACACUAUAUGUAGAACAAGAUGAUUGAGCUCAAGUUAGACGAAGUUAAGAUUUUCGACGAUGAUUUAUCAGAAUUCGAAAUAUUGAGAAAGGUAAUAGAUGAAAAAGAGGGUGAAGAACCAAUUCACAUGUUGGAUGUUGGAGAUAUUAUUCGAAAGCAUCAACUUUGGAUGGAAAAGAUGCCAAGAGUGGUUCCUUACUAUGCUGUAAAGUGCAAUCCAGAUUCAACGGUAAUCAAAGUCUUAGCGGCGUUAGGAGGUCAUUUUGAUUGUGCUUCUAAGCAAGAAAUUAUUCAAACCAUGAGUCAGGGAGUUUCGGCUGAUAGGAUAAUUUACGCUAACCCAAUGAAAUUUUCAUCUCACAUAGAAUAUGCUAGGAAGGUUGGAGUAGCUAUGAUGACAGCUGAUUGUGAAGAUGAGUUGAAAAAAAUCAAAGACGUCUAUCCAGAUGCCAAAAUCGUAAUACGUAUUCGUUGCGAUACUGAAGUUACUACUGCAUGCUUGGGUGAGAAAUUCGGAUGUGAUCCUUCAAGUGAUGCUGUUCAGCUAAUAAAAGCGACCUUAGAUCUAGGUUUGACUCUUCACGGAUUUAGUUUUCACGUCGGUAGUCCAUGUGGGGAACCAAUGGCUAUUUGUCGUGGAAUUCUUUGGUGUAAAAAUUUAAUCGAUACAGCAAAAGCGAUGGGUUGUCGAGAUGUUAGCUUGAUCGAUAUAGGUGGCGGAAUCCCGGGUGAACGAAAUUUUAUACUCGACGAGUUUUCAGAAUUGAUCAAUGAUGCACUCGAAAACAUAGAUUCAUCUAUAGAGAUAAUCAGUGAACCUGGCCGUUAUUAUGUUACAUCGGCUUUCACAUCUGCAGCUUACGUCUUUGGUAAGAAAACGUUGAUGAAAGAAAACCAGAAAACAUUUAUGUAUUAUGUCAGCGAUGGCGUGUAUGGUUCCUUCAUCGAAGAACUAUUGCACAUUAAAGCCAGACAUCCCGUUAGACUUACUAACUCCACAUCUAUAACGAACGACGAAAAAUACUUGAGCACAGUAUGGGGUCCUACUUGUGAUUCAUAUGAUGUUCUUUUGAAAAACCAUAUGCUGCCGGAGUUCAAUGUUGGAGAUUGGCUUGCCUGGUCAGAUAUUGGUUCAUAUUCAACAUGUCUUUCCACAGAGUUUAAUGGUUUCCAAGCUCCAAAAAUACAUCCGAUAAUAAGGCGAAAAGACUGGAACUACUUAUGGGCUGAAGUGAAAAAUAGACAACAAUUAAAGAAAGAAAUUAUUUGAUUAUAAUCAUAGUUGUACUAAUCUGCUUGUUCGCGUAUUCACUUAGGUUAACUGUUCUUUUAUGUAUCAUCCAAACCUGAUUACUUGUAAGCUAGACGUUUUAUAAAAAAUUUAAUUGGUUUAGAAAGUACACGAAAACUUACAAUAACAAAAUUACAAUAGCCAGGAAUAGCGAGAUCUAAUGACGCAUUUCAUGAGAUACAUAGUUAAUUAUAUUUGUAUACAGUAAUUAGAGAGUCCGAAUAAAGUUUGCGCAAGUGGACUACCCAGGAAUUUGUAUGUAGCCUAUAAUAAGUGUAUGUAUGUUUAUCUAUGAAAUGUAUGUACUUGAACUAACGUUAUAGUAUUUUCAUUUACAAGUAGUAGAAAGUGUAAGACGGUGCCAAAUGUAAUUCACUUACUUAAUUUAAGGACAAUCAUGCCUAUAGAAUUGUAAUUUGGCAUUUACCUAUCAUUCAGUGCCAAAAUAAUCUGCAUAGAAUUAAUGGUGGGAUUUAAAAUGCAUGGUGUUAGCUGAAUCAUAUUGACAGUAAUUCUUCUUUAACCAAUCUGCAAUUCUGAAAAGUUUGAAUAUCAUACUUUCUUAUAAUUAAAAUGAACAUGAGUUUAUGCAAGACAUUAAUUAUACAAUUUGGACGUAUACUUAGGCAUAUCUUCAUAUUUUGUACACAUGUUUUUAUGAUAUAACUUUACCUUAUCGUAUAGUGCGAUUUCAUGACGCACAAAAUAAAAUAAUGAUUACUGUUUUAUGAAAAUAAUAAUCAACCUACUGUUAAAAUAUUAUUUAUUAUAAUUCCUUUAACAGUACCCAUUAUGUUAAGAGCGUCUUACAAGUCCUUUGAUUUGCUCCAUACAUAUAAUUUGUUGAAGCAAGAUUUAUAUAUUAUGAUAAAUUAAUGAUAAAAGAACCAAGUAUAGCAGUGCAUAGUUGUUAUAUAGUUAUUGCAUAACAUUCUUAAUUCAUUAUCCGAUGUAUUUCACUCAUUUAUUAUCCUGUUCAAUUGAGUAAAUUUAAUGACCUUUUGAUGCAUGUAAAAUUAACUGCGUCGGGAUUAUAUUUGCAUACAGGCAAAAAGACAAAGUUUGCACAAGUGGUAUGUUGAGGAAUAUAAUGAGAAGCAUAAAAAAUAUAUAAAUGGCAGCACGUAAACUUAAAUUGCGUUAAGUAGCAUAACAGAUCUGCUACUCUUACACACCAAACAUGGCCUGCAAACUUUUCCUCCUGGCUUUGUGCCUCUGCGGAGUCGCUGUCCAAUCUUUUGUGCUUCGCAGUGAUAACAGCGCUGCCGAUGCCCAAGUUGACACCCGUUACGUCCAAGUUGACGUUGAUGGUGAACAAUACAACUUGAAUCUCCAAAGUCGCCAACGCGACGUUAUCUAUUCCACUACUCCAGUAUGGACUGUUAAAUCCGGCCAGGAAGGUUUCAGCUUCGCUGAUGUUACCGACAAAAGUUACAUCAACGGUGUUUUCUACGAUGAUGCUGAGUUUAUGGCGACUUUGUUGGCAACCUACAGCGAGGACGAAACCCAGAUUCGCUAUAAUGGUGUCGUUGGAGUAGGCACAAAAGCCCACACCGUAGUCUCCUACCCUGAAAAGUGGUGGAAACCCGUACCUGUCCCAGACAAUGAUGAUGUCGAAGACAACUCUGAAAGUGUCAAGGAAAAAAGCGAAGAAACUAAGGAAGAGAUCCUCAAGCUCCGUUCAGCCUACGUUCCUGGAGAGAAAACUGGAAAAUUAGAAGAAGCCUUGUCUAUUCUGCACCCGAAAGUACUCGUUGUUGUUGACUACACUCUCUUUGAGAAAUUAGGAAAAGACAUUCAGAAGACUGUUAAGUACGUUGCUACAUUCUGGAGCGCCAUCGACUUGAGAUACAGCAAGCUCUAUUCUCCAUACGUUAAAACUAUCGGCACUGGAAUAGUCAUUGUCACGGAGGCACAGACUGGUCUGUUGGAAAAGGCUCGUGACUACUUCACUGAGGAGUUCAUCAAGGACACCGAACACACCAAUUACGACAGCGCAUUCGUUAUGACUGCAUCUAACACUAAGACCGUACAGGGACAAUCUCACCUUGGCUCCAUCUGCAACAGACAGUACAGCACUGCCUUCGUCGAAGAUGAUGCCAGCUUUGGAGGACUUCUCACCGCAACUCACGAAUUGGGUCACUUAUUGAACCUUCCCCAUGACGGAUCUGAUGAAGCUGAAAGCUGCAAAGUGGAGUCUGGAGACAGCACCACUGUUAUGGCCCCAUCAACUGUAGACGCUAACAUUGUUGACUGGUCUCAGUGCAGCAGAGUUAUUCUUAACGAGUUCUCGAAGACCGAAGCUGCCCAGUGCCUGAAAUCUACUUACCGUUACGAAUAAUAUUUUUUCUGAUGAAUGAAUUGAAUUUCGUUAAACUUAACGAUCUCAAAUAAAUUAAAAUAUUUUGAAAAA
Molecule: messenger RNA, 3773 nt
Organism: Nasonia vitripennis (jewel wasp)
Lineage: Eukaryota; Metazoa; Arthropoda; Insecta; Hymenoptera; Pteromalidae
Product: metalloprotease-like
Exons: 16
Coding region: 2541-3701 (386 amino acids)
Biological process (GO): membrane protein ectodomain proteolysis
Cellular component (GO): cytoplasm
Molecular function (GO): ornithine decarboxylase activity; metalloendopeptidase activity
Source: RefSeq, a predicted model, not a curated record